GUGCAGUGCAUAGGAGUUGGUAAUGCCCUUGGAGAGGAGAGUUAAAAGGUAGCGUGGAUAACGGAUAUUAUUGGAUCAUAUAGUGGCUCUGAAACAACACACUCAAUCUUCAGCUUUCCACCACUCAUCCAUAUUCCAUUCAACAUCGCCGGAAGAAAACUGGGAUUCAAGAAGAUGCAAACUCAGCCAUUCUGGAUUAAUGGUCGUUAAUCAAGCCCACCUUCUCUCUCACUCUCUCAUCUUAGUCACUCACUCAGUCACUCCAUGGCUUCCUCCUACGGCCUCAGAAACACCGCCGCCGCCGCAACUCUCCUCCUCCGCAACUCCCACUUCCACCUCCCCCGCUUCCGACUCAAUACACACCUCUUCAUCCCCAACCCCCACCCACCUUCGUCAUCUCUCUCCAUCUCAUUCUCUAGGCUCUCUCCUUCCGCCGCCUUAUCCUCCUCUUACGCAGAAGAAGAAUCCGGUGGCGGCGAUCAUGUGAAGUCGGAGGACGAGCUCCCGCUCCCCGGGGUGGCGGAGGCGAUGAACAUCUCCCCGGCGACGGCGGCGGCCAUGGGGGUGUGCAUCGCGGUGGCGGUGCUGGCCCUGCCGCUGGCGAUGCCGUCGCUGGGGCGGGGGCUGCCGGUGAAGACUCGGGCAGUGUCGUACGCCACGCUGCUGUUCGGGUUCUACAUGGCGUGGAACAUCGGGGCCAACGACGUGGCGAAUGCCAUGGGGACGUCGGUGGGGUCGGGGGCGCUGUCCCUGAGGAGGGCGGUCAUCAUCGCCGCCGUGCUGGAGUUCUCCGGGGCGCUGCUCAUGGGCACGCACGUCACCACCACGAUGCAGAAGGGGAUUCUCGUGGCCAGCGUUUUUCAGGGGAAGGAGACUCUGCUUUUUGCUGGCCUUAUUUCUUCCUUGGCUGCUGCUGGCACUUGGCUUCAGGUUGCAUCAUACUAUGGUUGGCCUGUCUCUACCACGCAUUGUAUAGUCGGAUCAAUGGUCGGAUUUGGGCUAGCCUAUGGAGGCGCUGGAGCUGUUUUCUGGAGCUCGCUGGCACGUGUGACUUUGUCGUGGGUCGUGUCGCCUUUGGUGGGAGCAUUCGCCUCUUUCCUCGUCUAUAAAUGCAUCCGCAGGUUUGUUUACAGUGCUCGAAACCCGGGGCAAGCAGCAGCGGCAGCUGCACCAUUAGCUGUCUUCUUAGGCGUCACGGGGAUUUCCUUCGCUGCAUUCCCUCUCAGCCAGACUCUAUCUGUAGCCAUCGCGCAGGCCUUAGCCUGUGGCGCUUGCGGAGCUGUCCUGUUCGACAGAAUCAUACGGACGCAGCUCGGCCACCUCCUCGACAAGCCUCCUAAAGAUGAUGCACAAGUGACAGAAUCAAGAACAGAGAACGAGUCGAGUAAAAACAUCGGUCUCCUGUCUGAUAUAGCUGGUCCUAAGGGAACACAGUUGAAGAUAGUUUACGGAGUGUUCGGGUACAUGCAAGUUCUGUCGGCCUGCUUCAUGUCAUUUGCACACGGGGGGAACGAUGUCUCCAAUGCGAUUGGCCCUCUGGCAGCGGCCCUCUCGAUUCUGCAAGGUGGGGCGUGUGGCGGUGAGAUUGUGAUCCCCAAUGACGUGCUGGCAUGGGGCGGAUUUGGGAUCGUUGCAGGGCUUAUGGUUUGGGGAUACAGAGUUAUAGCGACUAUCGGGAAGAAGAUAACGGAGCUGACACCGACUAGGGGCUUUGCUGCUGAGUUUGCAGCUGCAUCGGUUGUGCUUGGGGCUUCGAAGCUCGGACUGCCUAUCUCAGCCACACACACGCUGGUUGGAGCAGUGAUGGGGGUAGGGUUCGCAAGAGGGCUUAACAGCGUACGAGCAGAGACCGUGAGGGAGAUUGUGACGUCGUGGGCUGUCACCAUUCCUGCUGGAGCCACUUUUGCUGUUGUUUAUACAUGGAUCUUCACCAAGUUCUUAUCCUACUUACUGUGAGUGAAACUCCAUUGUUUUAUUAUAAUGUGCACUGAAAAUUUUCAACUGAGAUUUAUGAAUAUGAUUCACAUCUUCCACAUGUA
Molecule: messenger RNA, 2039 nt
Organism: Salvia splendens (bonfire salvia)
Lineage: Eukaryota; Viridiplantae; Streptophyta; Magnoliopsida; Lamiales; Lamiaceae
Product: inorganic phosphate transporter 2-1, chloroplastic
Exons: 3
Coding region: 265-1956 (563 amino acids)
Biological process (GO): phosphate ion transmembrane transport
Cellular component (GO): membrane
Molecular function (GO): phosphate transmembrane transporter activity
Source: RefSeq, a predicted model, not a curated record